Echinostoma caproni is the source of this 513-nucleotide messenger RNA. Lineage: Eukaryota; Metazoa; Platyhelminthes; Trematoda; Plagiorchiida; Echinostomatidae. The record is from the annotation of a GenBank genome assembly.
AUGAUGACGCCGCAAAGAGUUGUUUCACGCCAUGCACCUACACCCCAAAUCGGGGAACCGGUAAGCCGGCCGGUCCAGGCGAUGACCGUGUCUGACUUGCCACAACCAAGUUGCCUGUUUUUCGUCACUGAUCGAAAUACCGGGAUACGUUCCUUGCUAGACACAAGCGCACAGGUCGGCGUUAUUCGCCCUCGUCUAGCUGAUCUCCAUCGUAUCUCUACAGGAGACCUGGUCACUGCGAAUCGCACACCCAUCAAAACCUACGACGAGCGUUUACUCACACUGAAUUUCGGUAUUCGCCGUAGCUUACCCUACGUAUUCAUUAUCGCCGACCUUCCACAGAAUAUAAUCGGCAUCGACUUCCUCCGAUACUUCAAUCUCAUGUUUGAUCCGGUGGGACAUAAGCUCAUCAAUCACCUCAUCACAUGUGAGACCAUCGGGAUACCUACGACCACUCCUUCGGACGUGGAUCAUUUUCACGACGAUAAAUCACUUCAGCUGGUUCUAGAUUAG